AUCUUCUCUUCAACAUUCUCUAACUUAGUUAUCUGUCACCUAUUGCUAUUUCUUGCUUUCACAUCGUUCAAUAUGGCGUUUGUUCAUGUUAUCACAACACUUCUUUUUGCAUUAGCUCUUGCAAGAAUUGACCCUUCUGUAUGCCAAAUGGUAAAGGGCAAAGUUUCUUGCAAUGAUUGUGCUCAAGACUAUGAUUUCUCUGGAAUUAAGGUCUCAAUGAAGUGUGAAGGUGUGAAAAACAUGGCAAUGGCAACUACAGAAAAUGAUGGCUCCUUCAUGGUUGAUCUUUCCACAAGCCAUGCAAAACUUCCUUAUGAUAAUUGUCAUGCAAAACUUCUUGGUGGGCCAAAUAACCUUUAUGCUUCAAGAAGAAACCAAUUCUCCCAAAUUGUGAAGGGAAAAGAGGAAAAUAGCUACACACUAUCCACUCCUCUCAGUUUCUUCACUUCUUGCCCACAAAACAAAGAAUGCAAAACUGAGAAAAAUGAGUUUGGUUCAUCAAAAAGCAUCAAUUUCCCAUUGCCUCCAGAGUGGGGUUUGGCACCAAGUAGUUAUUAUCUUCCUUUCUUCCCCAUCAUUGGAAUACCAUGAUCAUAUGUUCCAUUAAUUACACUAUUAUAUGGUUUUGUUGUCACACCUGGAAGAAUGGAAGGCACAGACCACAGUGGUAAAAAAUAAUAACGUAUGUUUAAGAAGUUUGUUUUGUGAAGGAAGUUCAUUUCUUUAUUUUAUUUAAUUUUUUGUUGCCAAGCCAGUUCAUUAAAUUCUUAGGUUGAAAAGCAGAUAAGUAUAUCUUGCUGUUUUGUCCAGUAUUUAUGUUGAACUGUUAUGAUAUGUAAAAGCUUUAUUCUGAAUAUGUAAUGACUUGAGUUAAUCCAUAUCAACCAUAUAUAUCCUAA
This is a messenger RNA of Medicago truncatula (barrel medic), 899 nucleotides long. RefSeq lists its product as uncharacterized. The record is from RefSeq and is a predicted model, not a curated record. Bases 73 to 591 code for a protein of 172 amino acids. The transcript is spliced from 2 exons. Lineage: Eukaryota; Viridiplantae; Streptophyta; Magnoliopsida; Fabales; Fabaceae.